Messenger RNA from Phaedon cochleariae (mustard beetle), 1794 nucleotides. The record is from the annotation of a GenBank genome assembly. NCBI's taxonomy places the organism in Eukaryota, Metazoa, Arthropoda, Insecta, Coleoptera, Chrysomelidae.
AUGACGUUGGAUACAAAUAAAAACAAAAAUAUUCCAUAUUAUGAUGUUAAUUUUGAUAACAUAUUCCUGACCAAGCGAGAUAAACAAGGUCAUAAACAAAUUAUAAGAGGGGUAUCUGGUAAUUUUUUUUCUGGUGAAUUGACUGCAAUCAUGGGUCCAUCUGGAGCAGGAAAAACAUCUCUCCUCAAUGUUCUCACAGGAUAUCAAAUUUCAGGGGUACAAGGAACGAUAAGAUGCAAUAUAUCAAGUGAAAACGGGACAGGUUCUCUACAGUACAAGAAAGAAUCUUGUUACAUACUACAAGAUGAUUGCCUACCAGAGCUAUUCACAGUUCAAGAAGCCAUGAUGAUGUCAUGCAAUCUCAAAACAGUCGGUUUGUCUAGGAAAGCUAAGGAAUAUUUGAUAAACGAUAUUUUGACCAAUUUGAGUUUGAUCACGUGCCGGAAUACACGAUGUCAUCAUUUAUCUGGAGGACAAAAGAAACGAGUAUCAAUAGCCUUGGAACUGGUGAAUAAUCCACCAAUCAUGUUUUUGGAUGAACCAACAACCGGCCUGGACUGCUCAGCCGGUUCUCAGUGUAUACAAUUAUUGAAGAAACUUGCUCGCAGUGGUAAAACAAUUAUAUGCACUAUACAUCAGCCGAACGCCAAAAUGUACGAAACGUUUGAUCACAUUUAUAUGAUGGCAUAUGGAAAGUGCGUCUAUCAAGGAGCUAGUACGCACACUGUAGACUAUUUGGCGGCUAGUGGGUUCCAUUGCCCAAUCUACCAUAAUCCAGCAGAUUUCAUUAUUGAGGUUGUAAAAGGAGACUAUGGGGACCAUACCGAUAUGCUAGCUCAUGCAGCUCUGGAAGAGAAAUGGAGGGGAAAUCACCCUGCCAAAAUAUGUAAUGAUCCUGUUGACACAUACAAAAACUCUGUUUAUCCAAAGCAGCGGAUAGAUAGUAUUGGAAUGCCUUCCGAAUGGUUCAAAUUCCUCGUUCUAUUACGAAGAUCCGGAGUGCAGAUAUACCGAGAUUGGACGAUCUCACAGCUGAAGAUACUUCUUCAUUUAUUAGUCGGACUAUUCUUAGGAUUGACCUACCAGAAUUGCGGUCAGGAUGCAGAUAAAGCUGUCACUAAUCUUGGCUUCUUCACAGUUAGUACAGUUUAUAUGGUCUACACCGCCAGCAUGCCUGCAGUUUUAAAAUUUCCAUCAGAGUUAUGCAUGUUGAAGAAAGAAAAUUUCAACAACUGGUACAAAGUGCAUACGUACUUCGCAGCAGUAAUGCUUUUCGAUAUGCCAUUACAGGUGAUUUUCACUUCAGUAUAUUCACUCACCUCCUAUCUACUCAGUAAUCAGAUACGAGAUUGGCAUCGAUUUUGCAUGCUGUUGCUCCUCCAAUCGCUCAGUGGAAUGUCUGGCUCAGGUUUCGGACUGAUUAUUGGCAGUCUAUUCAACCCAGUGAAUGGUACAUUCGUCGGUGUUAUCUGUCUAUGCUGUUUCUUCUUGUUUGGAGGAUUCUUCAUUUUGCUGGUACAUAUGUCAAAAUUUAUGUAUGCAGUGACAAAUUUAUCGUUCAUCGCUUUUACAGUUGAAGGUAGUAUGCAAGCUCUCUAUGGGUACGACAGGCCACCAUUGCACUGUCCCGAAGAAGCCGAAUUCUGCCAGUACGUUUCUCCAGCAGUACUGCUCAAAGACAUUGGAAUGGACAAACCGAGUUAUUGGACAGACGUCACUUACCUCGUGUGUGUCAUCGUGCUAUUUCGGAUAGUAGCGUUCGUCCUACUCAAAAGAAAACUGUCCAUUACGUAA